UUAUUUGCAAGCAAUUUUAGUUACACGUUCAUUUAAUCCUGGGCCUCAAACCUAUCAUGACUUAUCAUCAUCAUUCCUAAAUAUAGAGUCCCUUUCAAGGCUGCUAUAAUACUCUAAUUUGCAGGUGUAUGGAGUCUCUGUCUCACUGCUUCUCUGUUCAUCACACAGUACAUGUUCAUCUCUGUUCAUCAAACAGUACAUUUUUCAUUUAAUUAGUGACCCCCUUGUUCAAUUCUGAUGAAACUUGCGAAGGACACUCUUGCAGAUAUCUAGUUAGCACAUGUUAUUAAAAGUAUCAGAAUGUGGUUUUAUAUUGAUGCACCUUGUCUGUCUUGCUGUCUGUCUGUAUUACAUUUGUUGGCAUAUUUCUAAAGAGGAGACCUUUUCAUUAAUAUCGAGAUAUUUCGUGAGAAAUUAGUCUGAGUGAUUUAUCAUGCAACAGAGUCCUUAUCCCCAGGUAUAGGGUAUAAUGCUUUCCUAAAAAAAAAAAAAAAAAAAUGUCAUUUAAUCUUGUCAUUUAAUCCUUGUCAUUUAAUCUGCAGAUGAAAAAUCAAAAGGCUGUGUCUGAUCGCGUGCAGGGUAAUUACAGGAGCGUUCCCAUGACAACAUUCUAGAAUAUAAUAUAACAAUUUACAAAUUGAUCAUUUUUUUCCCAGUGUAAUACUGUUAAUUUGUCGAAUUUCUUGAAAAACAAACAAUAAAUUCUGUGAUUUUGUCAUAAGCGCUCCACUACUGCAGUUGUGUUACUUGGUUGCUAAGAGACGGCUGGAUGUAUCAACAAUUCUGCACGUAUUACUGCAGGAACCUCUGUGAACAGCAACGCUGUCAAUUCCCAGAAAGUUUAAACAAUACAGCGUUUCUAUGUUAGUCUGGUUAUCAAACUUUUAUUUAUUUAUUUUAAGAACAUGGGGAAUGGAGCCAGUAGUAGAGUUGGACCAGAAUUUAAGAAUGUGGCAAAUGCUGCAUCUCUCAAAAGAGAGAGCAUUGUGUCCAACAUCAUAUCGCAAACCCCUAGAAGUAAUAAAGAUAUGCUAGCUGAAACUAGGCUGACCGAUAUGGAGAUUUCUGCCCAAAAGACAGGGCUGGAGGAACAAUUAAAAAUUCUGAAAAAUGAAAGAUCAUCCAUGGAUGUUUUUGAAGGCAGUGUCAAUGACAUCGACAAGUACAUUCAACAGUUAGAAGCAGAAGUUAAAGAAUCCCAAAAACACAUUACUAUUCUGAAACAGAGAAAUAAAAGAAAAGUGAAAAAGCUCCAAACCGAAUUGGUUCAAGCAAAACAAGAGGCUGCGCUUGUUGCUAUAGAAAUGAAAGAGAAGAUUCGAAGUAUAGAAGAGAGACACUCCACUAGAGGCAAGGAGAGGUCAUGCCAUGUGCCGUCUGAAGUCAGUUCUGAUGAAAAAAAUCGACUUUGCCUCAUCCUUGAGCUGUCUAGCCAGGUGUCCCAACAGCAGGCAGCCAUAAAUCGCCUGGAAGCAGCCUUGGAGCAGAAAGACGUGAAGCUUAAAGAACUGGAGGCAGCUCAUGCAAUAUUGGUGCAUGCUGCCGAAUGCAAUAAAGUAUCAUCAUCAAGACAGCCUGGUAGUGGGCCCAGUUCUGAGCAUCGAAGAACAAGACUUUUGGAGUCUAACAGCUCAGUUGAUGCAAUGCUAUCAGCUGAAGACAAACCACCCAGUGGUAAAAUUAUGGAACACAACUCUGCCUUGGGACAGAAGUUAAUGCAAGGAUCAGCCUUAAAACUGAGUGAAAACCUUGGACUGGAGAAGAUGCAAAGCUCUGAGGAAAUGAUGAAGAGCCACAGAACUGGGUCUGCUACUUCUACAGAGAGUGGAGUGUCCAUGACUGUGUGUGAGACUGAACCCCUGGAAGACACCAAUUAUGAACUAAUGCAAACCUUUUAGAAAUGUAGUAAAAAACUAACACAGCAAUAUAACAGGCUGCACAUUUUUAUAUUAUGGGUUCAUUACUCUUGGGAAUCAAACAAAACAAUUAACCUAUACAUGACCAGAAGUAACACACAUAUUUGCAAAGGCAUACAGUAUGCAGGUGUUCAGUGAUCUAAUUGCAGUCUAAUUCAGAACUAUGCAUACCGGUACUAAUAUUUAAGCAUUAAUGGCCAUACAGGUUUACAAAACGGUCUAGAAAACGAUAGCACGAUGGCGGUAUGAUGACAUCACAAAUCUAGAAAAGAACAUUCCAUUCUGUUCGUUAUUUUUCUUUUGGGAAAUACUGUAGUAGAAAAGUUGAUCGUUUAAAUAUAUUUGACAUUGUUAAUGCUAACAUUGGUACACUGAAUUUUUAACAGUAGCUCCCAAAAUAUAUCUUUCUGUUUACUUGUUUUAAUUAAAUCGGAUUGAUAUUGUUUGUUUAAAACACAGUAAUGAGGCUUUUUGUUUAUGCUAGCGGGCGUUCACUGGUAAAUAAUGACCUGACAUACUGUAUCUUGAUUGGCUGAGGCGGUGUCCGAUGUUCUAUUAUGUUUCUAAAAAAGAAUGCCACUUUCCAAGGUUAUUGCACCUACCAGGAUUACAAAUGAAUGUAGCCUAACAGAUCUUCUAUACAGAUUGGUUAUCUUGAUAAUACAGUAGAAGUAAUCCUACUACAAAUUUUCAGAUAAGAAUUCUUACAUGAUUUUACACUUUGAUAAACGGAAUAUUCUGGUGUGACAAGCUCACAGAUAGUGAAUCAUUGGCAUGUAUCAUAAGUUCCAAUUUUAUAAAACUCGGGUGCUUCCUCUUGUGUCUCCAAAUGUUCUAGGAUGGUUGAUGUUAGUGGUGGUUUACAACACACUCCAUUUGUAGGAGGAAAUGCACAAUGUACAGACAUGUUUAGUAAAACUUGAAAAAAAAAGCUUGUUGCAUUGGACAAUAAAUCAGUGAUUGCACUAUAUAUAUGUUUUAAAGGCUUUGCUAUUGCCAUUUAUCAGAAACUACAGUUUGUGAUGUAGUUCUUGAAAUGUACAGUUGGUCCUUAUUUUUAAAUAGGCCAGCUGAUUUUCAGUUAAAUACAUAUUAUUUAUUUCUUAACAGACACCCUUAUCCAGGGCAACUUACAAUUGUUACAAGAUAUCACAUUAUCUUUACAUACAAUUAAGUUAUUUUUACAUACAAUUACCCAUUUAUACAGUUGGGUUUUUAACUGGAGCAAUCUAGGUAAAGUACCUUGCUCAAGGGUACAGCAGCAACGUCCCCCACCUGGGAUUGAACCCAUGCCCCUCUGGUCAAGAGUCCAGAGCCCUAACCACUACUCCACACUGCUACCCCAUGAAAACAAUCAUCUGAUGUUAACUACUGUGUUCUUAAUAUUGAAAUAAAUCCAGGAUUCAAACCUUAAACUAGUUAAAAGGGUAAAUUGAAAUUGACGCUCCUCUCUCUUCUCAGUAUAUAGAAUCCCUUGGAGGUUGUUUAAAGGUACUUUUUGUGAGUGUUAAGGCUACAAAUUAUUAUUUCCAAAAACAAUACAUUAGCAAAAUAAAUAAAUACAUAUAUAAAUAAAUAAAUACAUACAUAAAUUAAAACAACUGUAACAUAUCUUUUUGAAAAAGGAACCUGAAAAGCUCUCAGGCACCUAGCAUUUCUUCAUUUACAAAUACAGUUGAUAGCUCCAAUGGAAGUUUGCUGCUUUAAAAACAGAUUACAAAGAAAUCUAAACAUCAACAUUACAAUCUAACCCCAAAUUACAUUAACCCUGUGUAAUUGCAGAGGAAAUCUCCUUAGAUAACAUUCCAUUCAAAGUAAGUUACAGAAGCUUUCUGUGCUAAUGUAUAAUGGGUUCAAUUUAAAGUAUUUUUGAAGCCCUAUUAGUGGGGAGUAAAGGCUAUCUGAUACAUUUAUCAGAUAAAGUCAAGCCUGUUAAAACUGCCCUUUUUGCCAUAAAUAAACCAUGGCAAAUGUACUCUGAAUACAAUCUCUUCUCUUUUGUUUGAUUGUUAUAUUUU
Messenger RNA from Acipenser ruthenus (sterlet), 3934 nucleotides. Its product is annotated as coiled-coil domain-containing protein 192. The transcript is spliced from 6 exons. The record is from RefSeq and is a predicted model, not a curated record. Bases 906 to 1898 code for a protein of 330 amino acids. NCBI's taxonomy places the organism in Eukaryota, Metazoa, Chordata, Actinopteri, Acipenseriformes, Acipenseridae.